CAUACCCAUUGUUGAUCAAUUGUUGUUACACAAGAAAAGUUGUUGUCCCAAAAUUUAACUCAAUACACAAUUCAAACAGUUGAUUAUUCCAACAUGAAUGAGAGUGAUAAUAGCUGUCGGUUGUGUCUGAACGACUUCGACGAGACUUUCCUGUCGAUAUUUUCGAAUUCCACAAGCGAUGGACCAUCGCUCUCCACCAAAAUCAUGAUCUGCCUAGCCCUUCCGAUUGAGCCCACGACUUCAUUCUCCACGAAAAUCUGUAAAAAUUGCAGCGAAGAAAUCACCCGUUUCUACGAUUUCCGGGACAAAUGCUUGAGAACUCAUUACAGUUUAUCCCGAAGUUACAAAGAUUCAAAUAAUCGAGAGGAUUGUUUCACGAAGGUUGAAAAACCAGACGAAAUAAUUCCGGAUCGCGAUCCAGCCCUGGCCCCCGACGAUGAUUUCCAAGAAACAUCGAGAAAUCCUGGUUCUAUGGCUCCGAAAACGAACUCCUCCCAACGAUUUCUGCAUCCACUCCCAAACGAAAGCGUAUCCACCCCAAAAAACCAGCUGGAAGAGACCCCGGACAUCCGGCAGGACCCGACGAUUUCCCUAAAAACGGAAUCCGAGAGCACAAUUUACGAAUACAAAUGUCUGCACUGCAACAACUCAUUCUCAGACUUGGACGCAGCCUCGAUCCACUGCAUGGAGUGCAGUAUUUCACGUGAGGGGAGGAACCUCCCCUCAGAAGACAUCACCAAUACCACAUCAAAGGACCAAAGACCAGAAAGUGAAAGAAAGAGAGUCCCCCCUGACCCCCAGGAAUCGAGCGCAAUUUCUUCGAACCAAUCACCAAAAAAAAUCAGACCAGAGAAAGCAACUGUUGAAUGCUCAGAGUGCAAUACAAAAUUCUCGAGUGCAUCUCUCCUGAAACGUCACAUGCCAGUGCACACGGGUGAGCGUCCAUUUGCCUGCGAGACCUGCAACAGAAGAUUCUCCCAGAUGGGACAGUUAAAUUUCCACCGAAAGUUCCACGACAACCCCCGCUACCGCUGCAAAUUCUGCGAGAAGCCCUUCCUCCGUCCCAGUGACGUGGAGAAGCACAUGAGGACUCACACAGGUGAGAAGCCCUUCACCUGCGAGAUCUGCGACAAGUCCUUCGCGCAAUUGGUGGCCCUGAAGCAGCACGAGAGAGUCCACACUGGUGACAAGCCCUACAGCUGUGAAAUUUGUGGCAAAAGGUUCUCGCAGAAAGCGAAUAAAACGAAACAUUUGAAGAUUCACAAGGAGGGGACGAAGCCUCACACUUGUGGAGUGUGUGGACGUAGCUUUUACGAACACGAGGAGAUGGUGCUGCACAGGGCGGGACAUGGGGGUGGAAAGCCGAGGAAGUGUGAUCAGUGCGACGAGAGGUUCAGAAAACUCUCGGAAUUGACUGAUCAUGUCAGGAGGUACCACACCUUCGAGAGACCCCACAAAUGUGUGUUUUGUUCCAAGGCGUUUUACUCUCUGUAUAAUCUGAAGCAGCAUGUCAUGAUUCAUACUGGACAGAGGCCAUACCCAUGUGCAAUGUGUGAAUUGAAAUUCACGCAGAAGGGGAAUUUGGCGAAGCAUUAUGAGAGGAAACAUAAAAAUAGAGGAUCCAGUCUGGGGGAGGAUGGUAAAAUUGAAAAUAAUACAAUUAAUGACUGACACGGCGUCCAUAUGUCGUGUGGACCUAAGCGAAAAUGCAGAACACUUUUCGAAAUUAGAUCAUUUCGAAACUAUGACAGAUAGUAAAAUGAAACCGACACCAUUGGAAAGCUAAAUUGGAGAGGUUUAACUACAUAUGGGUUUGAUAAUUUUUCGUCCAUCAGAAGUUAUCAAAUCUCAGGGAUAUUGAGCUCUCGUUAGACGCGAGGGGUUCACUGAUUUGUUAGCAACGUUUUUAAGUAGUUCCACUUGAAAUUUCGGUGUUGAAAAGACAAAACCGCACACUUGUAGAGUCUAUGGACCAAGUUUAAUGUGUAGGGACAAUCUUGCAUUGGGUGGGAUAUGGGGAUGGAUAAGCGAGGAAGAAACGUACGAAAUUGACUGUCAUGUCGGGAGGUACCACACGUUCGAGAGACCUCACAAAUGUGCGUUUUGUUCCAAGACGUUUUACCCUUUGUUUAAUCUGACGCAACAUGUCAACAAAAAUCGCAUGGAAAAAUUCAUAAGGGGUGAAACCCCACACUAGUGAAAUCUCCGGAAAAAAUUUCUAUGAAUACGAAAUUAUUACUUAUUCUCAGCAGGAGCCAUUCCCCUGUGCAAUGUGUGACUUGAAACUCCUGUAGAAUCCUAAUUUGACGAAACGGUAUGAGAGGAAGUAUAAAAUACUAUAGAUGAAGUCCGAGGGACAAUGGAGAAGUUGAAAAUUAUAUGAAAAUUAAUGACUGACGACUCAACUUCGUUAACUAAUACGUUAUGAACAUGAUUAUGUAUCAUAUUGAGGACUACUCACUUCCCUCAUUUCACAAUUGAAAAAAAAAACUAUAAAAACCUCACGUGAUUGAUCGUAAAUGCCAGUUAAUUCAUAACAAUAUUUAUUUACACUCAUCUCACACGUUUCAACUAUUAAAAAUCAAAGUACCUGAAAAAUUGAUCGCCUACUCACAAGACUUCAAUACUGACCUCAAUCCUGUGACACUGUUUAAAAAUAUUAAUGUAAAUACUUGAUGUUAAUAGAAACGAAGCUAGUGAACAAAACCUGUGGAAAUUUGAAUGAUGCACUCAACCUUCGCACACGCACUGAAUUAUUCCCCUUGAAAAAAUACAGCGUACAAAAUCCUUAGACUAUUCAUAAUCCCUAAACAGUCUGAGAGCAUGACUCUCAUUUUUGUACAA
Diachasma alloeum is the source of this 2844-nucleotide messenger RNA. Its product is annotated as zinc finger protein 260. Gene Ontology annotation, molecular function: zinc ion binding. Gene Ontology annotation, cellular component: nucleus. The transcript has 2 exons. Lineage: Eukaryota; Metazoa; Arthropoda; Insecta; Hymenoptera; Braconidae. The record is from RefSeq and is a predicted model, not a curated record. Bases 94 to 1671 code for a protein of 525 amino acids.